UUAUAAUGGGACUGCGGCGGGUAUUCAGGCACUGGGGAGAACUGACUUGGUGUCAAUGAUGUCCACAGUGACACCAAUACAGUGAUCAGUGCUAACAAAAAGCACUGACACUGUACUAAUGGCACUGGGCAGGAAGGGGUUAACAUGUGGGGUGAUCAAAGGGUUAACUGUGUGCUGUUUUAAUAUAAGCUGUGUCUCCUGCACACUGCUUUGUAUGGCUCUGCAUAGCAGAGCCAUACAAAGCAGUGAGCUUACAAGGUAAAGCACA
Molecule: messenger RNA, 268 nt
Organism: Staurois parvus
Lineage: Eukaryota; Metazoa; Chordata; Amphibia; Anura; Ranidae
Source: the annotation of a GenBank genome assembly